This is a messenger RNA of Brachypodium distachyon (stiff brome), 1879 nucleotides long. Its product is annotated as pentatricopeptide repeat-containing protein At3g13160, mitochondrial. Gene Ontology annotation, molecular function: protein binding. Lineage: Eukaryota; Viridiplantae; Streptophyta; Magnoliopsida; Poales; Poaceae. Gene Ontology annotation, cellular component: chloroplast. The coding region runs from base 69 to 1481 and encodes 470 amino acids. The record is from RefSeq and is a predicted model, not a curated record. The transcript is spliced from 2 exons.
GCCUAACAUUUUGCCAAACCCUGUCUCCCGCACCCUUUUCGCCCGAACCCUCGUCCGCCGUUUUCCCCAUGGCCUCCGCCGCCGCCAAGGUGGCCGCCGACGCCGCCGCUAAGGUGGUCGCCGCCGCCGACGCCGCCACGUCCAUUCGUGCGCAUAGCCUGUCCCGCAUCUUCUCCUCCUCCUCCUCCUCGCCAAACGUACAAUCACCCAAUCCCAAGCCCAAGCCUGAACCCAAAAUUAAGCGUGCGCUGACCCCGAAACCGCCCGCAGCUGACGCUGGCUCCGACGCGGACCACAAGCUCUGGAAGCCCCUGGGCUAUAUCAUCAAGGGCCUCCUCCGGGAGCGCGAUCCUGAGAAGCUGGUCUCCGAUUUCGUCGCUGCGUCUUCCGCGUCGGCGCGCUUCCGCGACCGGCACCGCGUGUACGAGGUGGCCGUGAGCCGGCUCGCCUCCUUCGGCCGCCAAGACAGCAUCGAGACCUUACUCGGUGCGCAGAAGCGCUUCCUUGAGACCUCCAAAGAGGGAUUCGCCACGCGCCUCAUCGGCCUCUACGGCCGUGCCGCCAUGCCAGCCCAAGCUGCCGCGACCUUCCACGAACUCCCCGCGCAGCUUAAGUGCACCAUGACCUUCAACGCCGUUCUCACGGCCUACUCCCGAGCCAAGGAGUUUGAUGCUCUCGCCACUGCAUUCCAGGAGAUCCCGGCCUCCCACCCCUUGGUUGUCCCCAGCGUAUACUCUUACAACAUAUUAAUCAGCGCCCUCUGCCAGAAGCCUGCCCUCUCGGCCGCCCUCAAUGUGGUUACACUGAUGGAGAAGUGCGGUGUUUUGCCGGAUAAUAUUUCUUUCAACACGCUAUUGAAUGGGUUUUCCAAGAAUGGCCGUGUGGAUGAUGCUGAGGCAGUAUGGGAAAUGAUGAAGGAGAGGAACUUGGAGCCGGACACGAAGUCCUACAACGCGAAGCUCCGGGGUUUGGUUGCAGAAGGGAGGAUUGAGGAUGCAGUUGCUGUGGUUGAGAGGAUGGAGAAGGAGGGGCCAAAGCCUGAUACAGUGUCGUACAAUGAGCUGAUCCGAGGAUAUUGCAGUGCUGGGAGGUUAGAGGAUGCCAAGAAGUUGUAUGAUGGAUUAGUAAAAAAUGAGUGUGCCCCAAAUAAAGGGACAUAUGAAACUCUCUUGCCACGUCUUUUGCAGGCUGGAGAGCUCGAUUGUGCACUGAGGUACUGCCAUGAACUCUUUAGUUCCAAUAUUAAGAGCUGUCGAGUGGAUUGCUCUUUGCUUCAGGAUGUAGUAACUACAUUGGUAGAGGCAUCGAGGGUGGACGAGGCUGCAAAGAUUGUUGAGCUAGGGCGGAAGAAGUACUACCCUCGGAAACUUUUGAGGAUGCCACAUACUGGAGAAGACAAUGAAGAGCAAAUUGAAACUGGCGAGGAAGAAUCAAUAUCAGAAGAAAAGGAGUGUGAAGUGGAACAGGAGAUUGGAAAAUAGAAGUAAUUCAUGAGGACCUACCUUCAUAAAUCAUAGGAGAUAUGCAGCAAUUCUUUAUUGUUAUCCACAAUAUCUUGCUUGUGCAGAUUUUCCUAUUGCCUGAAAGUUGCCUCUGAAUUUGAAGUUUUGUGUCUGUAAGUCUUAUUGAAGUGUCAUGUACUUUAUGAAUAUCUCGAUUUUUUGGAACUUUUAGUGCAACUGUUAGCUCUGCUAUAAAGAUAUUCCAAUUUGUUGAUCCUUAUUGUUGGCUUGGUACGUUCUCUUCAGAGCAUAGAAAAUGCGGAUGCUAUUUAUUGGUCAAUAGUUUGUUAGGUUACUAGCCUGUUAAUAUAUAGGUGGGUUAGUUGUAACUCCAUCCCAUAAUGGAUUUGUUACGCAAUCAAGUACCAAUUUCAUUU